GGAAAACAUAUAACACCUUUUCCGUAUUUUGUGGACAAAUGCUUAGGCUGGCGCUUAUUCAGAGGUGAAGAUAAUGCGAGUACCGAUCGCUGGCGGUGUGACAAGAAUGACGAAGAUAGGUAACUUUGAUAAACUAGAAAAGAUCGGCGAAGGUACCUACGGUGUUGUGUUCAAGGCGACCGAUAUCUUGACGCAAAAAUGUGUGGCUCUGAAGCGAAUUCGGCUGGACAGCGAAACGGAAGGUGUACCUUCAACGGCCAUGCGAGAGAUAUCGCUGCUGAAAAGCUUGAAACAUCAUUCAAUAGUGGAGCUCUUCGACGUUAUCAUUAUCGACACCAGCAUCUACAUGAUCUUCGAAUAUCUCGAUAUGGAUCUGAAGAAGAUGCUGGAUAGACACAAGGCUAGCUUCAGUCCGGCGCUGGUCAAGAGCUACAUGCAUCAGAUGCUGGACGCAAUCGCACACUGCCAUCUGCACCGCAUCCUGCAUCGCGAUUUGAAACCACAGAAUCUCCUCGUGGAUCGCAAGGGCCACCUGAAGCUGGCUGAUUUCGGGCUGGCUCGCGCCGUUAAUCUGCCCAUUCGUGUGUUUACCCACGAGGUGGUAACGUUGUGGUACCGUGCGCCCGAGAUUCUGCUCGGUACCAAGUUCUAUUGCGUUGGUGUGGACACCUGGAGCUUGGGAUGCAUCUUUGCAGAAAUGCUGAUGAAACGGCCACUGUUUCCGGGUGACAGUGAAAUCGACCAGCUGUACAAAAUCUUCCGCCAGCUUGGCACACCGACCGAGCAGACCUGGCCAGGGGUGUCCCAUUUAGCCGAUUACAAGAAAUCGUUUCCGCAGUGGCAAGCCGGUACAUUACCGCUUGAGCUUAGAACCGAACGAGAUGCGCAGGCACUUUUUAGCGAGCUGAUGCGAUACGACCCGACAGCACGGCUGUCGCCUAAGGAUGCCAUGAGUCAUGCUUACUUCGAUGAUGUACAACUGGUUCCGCCGGAAUUCUAGCCGCCAUCAUAUCAACAUUUUCGAUCUCACUGCCGUAUAUUCGAAAGAUUUCAAUCGAAACUACCAUCAAGCUCAAUAAAACGUUUGCUUUUCUAUGCCAAA
Messenger RNA from Anopheles aquasalis, 1102 nucleotides. RefSeq names its product Cyclin-dependent kinase 2 (gene Cdk2). Gene Ontology annotation, biological process: protein phosphorylation; regulation of gene expression; regulation of G2/M transition of mitotic cell cycle. Gene Ontology annotation, cellular component: nucleus; cytoplasm; cyclin-dependent protein kinase holoenzyme complex. Gene Ontology annotation, molecular function: cyclin binding; cyclin-dependent protein serine/threonine kinase activity; ATP binding. The record is from RefSeq and is a predicted model, not a curated record. Lineage: Eukaryota; Metazoa; Arthropoda; Insecta; Diptera; Culicidae.